Molecule: messenger RNA, 3688 nt
Organism: Arabidopsis arenosa
Lineage: Eukaryota; Viridiplantae; Streptophyta; Magnoliopsida; Brassicales; Brassicaceae
Source: the annotation of a GenBank genome assembly
AAUCCAAAGUGAACGGUACAAAGCUAUACAAGAAGUUAAAUGGAGAUUCUGAUUUCUAUUGCCAUUCUUGCUCUUCUCUUUUCCGGAGUAGUAGCUGGUCCAAACGACGAUGUUUUCGAAGAGGUUAGGGUUGGAUUGGUGGUUGAGUUGAGUUCUAUACAAAGCAAGAUUCUGGAGACUUCUUUUAACUUGGCGCUUUCAGAUUUCUAUGGCAUCAACAAUGGAUACCGAACCAGAGUCUCUGUUUUGGUCAGAGACUCCCAAGGUGACCCGAUCAUUGCUCUUGCCGCCGCUACUGAUCUUCUAAAAAAUGCAAAAGUGGAAGCCAUUGUUGGUGCACAAUCAUUACAGGAAGCAAAGCUUUUGGCAACGAUUAGCGAAAAAGCUAAAGUUCCGGUCAUAUCUACUUUCUUGCCAAACACGUUAUCUUUGAACAAAUACGAUCACUUUAUUCAAUGGACGCAUGAUACGAAGUCAGAGGCUAAGGGGGUUACGAGUCUCAUAAAAGAUUUUAGCUGGAAAUCGGUUGUGGUUAUAUACGAGGAUGCUGAUGAUUGGAGAGAGAGUUUGCAAAUAUUGGUUGAGAAUUUUCAAGAUAAAGGAAUCCAUAUCGCUCGUUCUGCUUCUUUUGGAGUCUCAUCAUCAGGAGAAAAUCAUAUGAUGAAUCAGCUACGGAAGCUCAAGGUAUCAAGAACAACAGUUUUCGUGGUGCAUAUGUCUGAGUUUCUUGUUUCUCGUCUUUUUCGAUGUGUUGAGAAGUUAGGUUUGACGGAAGAAGGGUUUGCUUGGAUCCUCACUGUGAGAACCAUGAACUACUUGGAACGUUUUGCAACAACCAGGUCAAUGCAAGGGGUCAUUGGUUUCAAAUCUUACAUUCCCGUAUCUGAAGAAGAAACGAAUUUUACUUCAAGAUUGAGGAAACUUAUGGGUGAUGAUACAGAAACAGAGCAUUCUAGUAAAAUCAUCGGUUUACGAGCACACGAUAUAGCUUGUAUUCUAGCAAUUGCAGUAGAGAAGAUUAGUGUAAGAGGUAAAGCUGAAGCAUCUUCGAAUGUAUCAGCUGAUCUUCUGGAUACAAUUAGACAUAGUAAAUUCAAGGGUUUGAGUGGUGACAUCCACAUCUCUGACAACAAAUUUAUCUUAGAGACAUUUGAAAUCGUGAAUAUUGGAAGAGAAAAACAGAGAAGGAUAGGGUUAUGGAGUGGUGGUAGUUUUAGCCAAAGAAGACAGAUUGUUUGGCCUGGCGGGUCUCGUAAGAUCCCAAGACACCGUGUUUUGGCAGAGAAAGGUGAAAAGAAGUUGCUUAGGGUCUUAGUUACCGCAGGAAACAAGGUCCCGAAUCUAGUGUCGGUGCGUCCCGAUCCUGAAACAGGUGUUAAUACAGUCUCAGGAUUCUGCGUAGAGGUUUUCAAGACUUGCAUUGCUCCUUUUAACUACGAGCUUGAAUUCAUACCUUAUCGUGGAAACAAUGACAAUCUUGCUUAUCUACUCUCUACUCAGAGUGACAAAUAUGAUGCAGCAGUUGGUGAUAUCACCAUCACUUCCAACAGAUCUUUGUAUGUUGAUUUUACUUUGCCUUACACAGACAUUGGUAUUGGAAUCUUGACAGUAAAAAAGAAAAGCCAAGGAAUGUGGACUUUCUUUGAUCCUUUUGAAAAAUCCUUGUGGCUAGCAAGUGGAGCUUUCUUCGUCUUGACUGGGAUUGUUGUUUGGUUAGUUGAACGGUCCGUUAAUCCGGAAUUUCAGGGCUCUUGGGGACAACAGCUUAGUAUGAUGCUCUGGUUUGGAUUCUCUACCAUUGUGUUUGCUCACAGAGAGAAGCUACAAAAAAUGUCAUCAAGAUUCUUAGUCAUAGUUUGGGUUUUUGUGGUGUUAAUAUUGACUUCAAGUUACAGCGCAAACUUGACAUCAACCAAGACCAUUUCUCGCAUGCAAUUAAACCAUCAGAUGGUUUUCGGGGGAUCUACAACGUCAAUGACUGCGAAGCUCGGAUCCAUUAAUGCAGUUGAGGCAUAUGCACAACUUUUACGAGAUGGAACUCUUACUCAUGUCAUCAAUGAAAUACCUUAUCUCAGUAUCCUUAUCGGAAAUUAUCCCAAUGAUUUCGUAAUGACUGAUAGAGUGACUAAUACCAAUGGCUUUGGCUUUAUGUUCCAGAAAGGUUCGGAUUUGGUUCCUAACGUAUCGCGAGAAAUCGCGAAGCUAAGGUCAUUAGGAAUGUUGAAAGACAUGGAGAAAAGAUGGUUUCAGAAACUGGACUCAUUAAAUGUACAUUCCAACAUCGAGGAAGUUGCAUCUACCAACGACGAUGAUGAGGCAUCUAAGCGAUUCACCUUCCGAGAGUUGCGCGGUUUGUUCAUCAUUGCGGGAGUUGCUCAUGUUCUAGUACUAGCCCUGCAUCUCUUUCAUAUGCGUCAAGAGCCACUAGAUCAUUCCGACCCCUCCUCCACGUUCUUCUCUCUUUUAAAUAGACCCUUCACGGACCCUUCUCACUCACCUAUCCUCACUGUAAAAUCUCUCUCUGUGAAUCUCAUCUUCAACCUCUCUUACACUCGCGUUUUCGAUUCAACAAUGGCUGACAAGAAGAUUAAGAUCGGAAUCAACGGAUUCGGAAGAAUCGGUCGUUUGGUUGCUAGAGUUGUUCUUCAGAGGGACGAUGUUGAGCUCGUCGCUGUUAACGACCCCUUCAUCACCACUGAGUACAUGACCUACAUGUUCAAGUAUGACAGUGUUCACGGUCAAUGGAAACACAAUGAACUCAAGAUCAAGGAUGAGAAGACCCUUCUCUUCGGUGAGAAGCCAGUCACUGUUUUCGGCAUCAGGAACCCUGAGGAUAUCCCAUGGGCCGAGGCUGGAGCUGACUACGUUGUUGAGUCUACCGGUGUCUUCACUGACAAGGACAAGGCUGCUGCUCACUUGAAGGGUGGGGCCAAGAAGGUUGUCAUCUCUGCCCCCAGCAAAGACGCACCCAUGUUUGUUGUUGGUGUCAACGAGCACGAAUACAAGUCCGACCUUGACAUUGUCUCCAAUGCUAGCUGCACCACUAACUGCCUUGCUCCCCUUGCCAAGGUUAUCAACGACAGGUUUGGAAUUGUUGAAGGUCUUAUGACAACAGUCCACUCUAUCACUGCUACUCAGAAGACUGUUGAUGGUCCAUCAAUGAAGGACUGGAGAGGUGGAAGAGCUGCUUCAUUCAACAUUAUUCCCAGCAGCACUGGAGCUGCCAAGGCUGUCGGAAAGGUGCUUCCAGCCCUUAACGGAAAGUUGACCGGCAUGUCUUUCCGUGUCCCAACCGUUGAUGUCUCAGUUGUUGACCUUACUGUCAGACUCGAGAAAGCUGCUACCUAUGAUGAAAUCAAAAAGGCUAUCAAGGAGGAAUCUGAAGGCAAACUUAAGGGAAUCCUUGGAUACACCGAGGAUGAUGUUGUCUCAACUGACUUCGUUGGUGACAACAGGUCGAGCAUUUUUGACGCCAAGGCUGGAAUUGCAUUGAGCGACAAGUUUGUGAAAUUGGUGUCAUGGUACGACAACGAAUGGGGUUACAGUUCCCGAGUGGUCGACUUGAUCGUUCACAUGUCAAAGGCCUAAGCUAAGAAGCAGAUCUCGAACGACGAGGAGUGGAAAGUCAUAUGUUCAUCCUCUUUUAUGGUCUGAAUUUGUCGUUUUCGAAUAAAAUUUCUUUGAACUU